GCGUGCAUAUGUGUCAGGACAUGAUGUGACCGGAGGCUGCGGACUCAAAUCUCCUGGAUUCUCGACCAUCGUGCCAGUCUCCUCUACCUGGACAGGAUGAGAGAGCAGAUAGAGGAAAUGUUGGUGGACAUCGGGAAGCAGUUGGGGCUUCCGCAGCCGAAGCGAGGGUUGCUCAGCAUUUUGAAGAAGGCGGCUCUCCUGCUUCAAGAUUUGAAGCAGUAUCCCCCGACUUCGACGAUGAGAGCGGUGGAGGCUUGUGCGGGGGCGCUGGCUAUAGCUCCCCUAUUGAAUCAUCGGGACGAGCAUGUGAAGUUGCUCGUGGCAUUUUGCAUCACCGAAGUAAUGCGCAUCGCCGCUCCGCAUUCUCCGUAUGACGAUGGUACCCUGAUGAGCAUGUUUUGCCUGCUCGUGAACGUCUUCGAAGGAGUGAAUGACAUCGCUAGUCCUUGGUAUCCGAGGAGAAUCAGAAUUCUUGAAUCGGUUGCGCACGUCGAGUCCUGCGUGAUCAUGCUGGACCUGAAUUGUGUCGAUCUCCUUCUCAAACUGUUCACCGUGUUAUUUGACGUCGCGAGUGAUCAACAUCCGCCAUUCGUGAUGGAGUCUAUGCAGAAUAUCAUGACACUGCUUCUGUUAGCAGCGAAAGAGGAAUCCGCAGUCUUGCAGAAUGCGGUGCUCUCAAAACUGCAAGACGAUGAAAUCGUCAGCCCGGCUGCUCAACAGCUGGCCGAGGCAGUGGUGGAAGCCUGUAGUAACAAGCUGAAAUUCUUCCCUUGAGAGUUUCUUGCUGAGCAUGAACCUCGUGGUCCACUUCGAGGUUUAAAUGUUGAGCUCACUAAUUGAAUAACUCCGAGGACAACACCAUGCAGAAGCGUCUGCUGUUUGUUCUAGCUGAUGAAUAUAUCUCGGGUCAAGCUGUACACAUCGAGUGCGAAGAUCUAAAUGUUCACAAUUGAUCAAACGACUCCUGGCAUUUGCAAAUAUUCAUACUAGAGAUCUUACAAAGAUGCUUCAUCUCAUGUACUUCAACUCUAUCAGCUUGUGCAUUUUCCCGUGGCACAUCCAUAGAUUGACGCUUCUUGAGUUCUAGUGCACGAAUCUUUCUCAUCUUCUGCUCGUACAUUAUGUAGAAUCGCGUUCCAUCACUGACAAUUAAAACGCACAAAACGUUAUAACGUGGGUCUCGACAAAGUCAUAACCUGUUCAAGAUAGAUGGAAUUGUAGCUCCUAAGAAAGGAAUGAUCUUCCGCUGAAGAAUUCCGCCGAACUAAAGCCUGGACCCAACUGUCAAGUGGACUGAUUC
Marchantia polymorpha subsp. ruderalis is the source of this 1300-nucleotide messenger RNA. Lineage: Eukaryota; Viridiplantae; Streptophyta; Marchantiopsida; Marchantiales; Marchantiaceae. The record is from the annotation of a GenBank genome assembly.